AUGGCUUCAACCUCUAGUGCUAGUAGUUUAUCUAAAAGAAUAGAUACAACAAGUUUUGAAGAUGAUGAAAGAGUAACAAAAGUUCAAUGUUCAAUCGAAGAAAAUAAAACAAUCGAAGAACUUAAAAAACCAUUGCAACAAACACUUGAAACAAUUUUAACAAAACUAUAUUCCAAACAAAUACAACAAAAACUUACUCAUAAUAUAGUUAAAUUGUUGCUUUCUUCACCUUGUAUAAAUACACUUAAGCAUAAAAUUUCAGAUGCAACAAUUCAUUCAACAAAAACUAUCAACUACAUAAUUAGCACCCAAGCAGAUAUGAUCUCUGAUGAAUUUAAGAUGUAUGAUUCUAUAUUAAGUAUGAUUAAGAUAGGUGAGUAUAAAACUGCUAGUAACAUUGUUAGUACAAUUGAACCUGUAUUGGAAGAAUUUGGCAUUAGUGGAAGUAAACUAGUAAGUAUCAUGACAGAUAACAGUUCAAAUGUUAAAACAGCUAUCAUACAACUUUCAACUAAAAUUUCACCACUCAAGCCUGUUGUUAAUAUUUUUUAUGCAGUAUAUACAUUACAAUUAAGUGUUAAUGUGAUCUUAGAUAAAGUACAUGAUUUAAUUAUAAAAUAUAAAGCAUUUAUUAGACUUUUGGGUGAAGAAAAAAAAUGUAAACAAUUACGAGAGGCACAAAUUAGUAUUGGCAAAAAAAAUUAG
Molecule: messenger RNA, 705 nt
Organism: Cetraspora pellucida
Lineage: Eukaryota; Fungi; Glomeromycota; Glomeromycetes; Diversisporales; Gigasporaceae
Source: the annotation of a GenBank genome assembly